Molecule: messenger RNA, 915 nt
Organism: Fusarium verticillioides 7600
Lineage: Eukaryota; Fungi; Ascomycota; Sordariomycetes; Hypocreales; Nectriaceae
Exons: 2
Coding region: 1-915 (304 amino acids)
Source: RefSeq, a predicted model, not a curated record
AUGCUUAUUCUAAUUGCAGGCAUCACCGGCAUGGUCGGCCAGACCCUUGCUCGCUAUGCACUCGAGGAGGGCUACCGAGUCCGCGGUUUGAGCAGGAACCCUGACAAACUUAAUCCUGAUAUUGCAUCCAAGGUUGAGAGCUAUGUCGCAUGCCCCGACUUUCUUGAUAAGGUUUACCUUGCGAAAGCUGUCAAGGGAGUUGAUGUCGUUAUUGCUGCUCUACCUCCUGUGCCCACCAUCAUUGGGGCAGGUCAACUGGCUCUCUUGCUGGAAGCUGAGAAAGCAGGUGUCAAGGUUUUCCACGCCGCUUCUUGGAACUUUGAUUGGACUAAGCUCGAGCUUGGCGACCACGAGACGUACGAUGCUUAUAUCGCUUUCAAGCGGCUUGCCGAGCUCUCUUCCAGCCUGAAACCCAUUUAUGGUUUCACGGGUGCUAUCCUGGACUACUCGCUCAUUCAUAUCAAGAAUGCAGGCCGUCCCAGUCUGGUGAACGCCGAGGCUCGCACUGUUAUUUACUUCGGUACUGGUGAAGAGAAGAUGUCGUUUACUACACUUGAUGACUUAGCAAAGUAUACGCUUCUCGCUAUAAAUGAUCAGGAUAUCAUCAAGCAUGGCGUCUACUAUGUCGAGUCGUCUCAUUCCACUAUGCCUGAGCUCGCUGAUAUUUACGGCAAAGCUCGCGGCUAUGAGAUUAAGAAACAAUGCUUUGGCGGUAAGGCUGAACUUCAGGUGAUGCUGCAACAGGCUAGGGAAAACAUCGGUCCUUUGCACGCAGACAAGUACAUCGACUUGGCUUAUGGCAUGGCGUUCUUGAAUGGCAAAGCUGUUAUUGAUCCUGUUGAUAAUGAAAGAUGGGCUAGUAAGGUGACUCCUACCAGUAUGGAGCAGUGGCUCAAGGAACAUCCGGAGGCCUAG